Molecule: messenger RNA, 2746 nt
Organism: Camelus dromedarius (Arabian camel)
Lineage: Eukaryota; Metazoa; Chordata; Mammalia; Artiodactyla; Camelidae
Gene: KRI1
Product: KRI1 homolog
Exons: 19
Coding region: 58-2175 (705 amino acids)
Biological process (GO): endonucleolytic cleavage in ITS1 to separate SSU-rRNA from 5.8S rRNA and LSU-rRNA from tricistronic rRNA transcript (SSU-rRNA, 5.8S rRNA, LSU-rRNA)
Cellular component (GO): nucleolus; 90S preribosome
Source: RefSeq, a predicted model, not a curated record
GCCCCGCCUCCUUAGGGGCUCUCUCCACACGCGUGCGCAGUGGGCUGCAGAGCCGCCAUGCCUGAGCCGCGCGGGUCUUCACCCCUGCGAGUGAACGCAGCGUUUGCCGCGCGGUACGGCCGCUACCGGGAGCGCGAGGAGCUGCAGCGGCUGAAAGAUCGCUACGGGGACCGGGACAGCGGCGGCGACUCCAGUUCCGAGUCUGACUCCAGCGAGGAGCGGGUGGAAUUUGACCCCCAGCAGGAGCGUGACUUUUACAGGACUCUCUCCUUGUUGAAGAAGAAGGAUCCCCGCAUUUAUCAGAAAGAUGCCACCUUCUAUCAGAGAAAAGCAUCGUCCUCGGAGAGCGAGGAGGAGCUGGCAGCUGAGGAGAAACCAAAGAAGGUGCAGCCCAUGUACCUGAAGGACUAUGAGAGGAAGGUUAUCUUGGAGAAAGAAGGCAAAUAUGUCGACGAGGAGAAUUCCGAUGGGGAGACCUCCAAUCAGAGACUCCAGCAGAUCUCGUCGAAAAGUUAUGUGGAAGAACAGAAACAGCUGAAGGAAAGCUUCCGGGAGUUCGUGGAGGAUAGUGAGGAUGAGGACAGUGCUGGGGAAGGUGGCUCUGGAUUGCUGCAGAAACGAGCUAAAAGCAGAGAGGAGAAGGCCCAGGAGGAUGCCGACUAUGUCGAAUGGCUGAAGGGGCAGAAGGAAAUUGAGAACCCUGACACCCUGAAAGAACUGACUCACCUCAAGGAAUACUGGAACAACCCAGAGCUGGAUGAGGGGGAGCGCUUCCUUCGGGAUUACAUCCUUAACAAACGCUACAAGGAGGAUGGAGAGGAGGAGGAGGAGGAAGAGGAGGAGGAGGAGGAGGAAGGGGUCCCCGGUCCCCGGGUCCAGCUGGCCGUGGAAGACUCCUCGGACGAGGGGGAGCUGUUUCUGAAGAAACAGGAGGACUUUGAGCACAAGUACAACUUUCGCUUCGAAGAGCCGGACUCUGCCUUGGUCAAGACCUACCCCCGGAGCAUUGCAUCCUCUGUGCGCCGGAAGGACGAUCGCAGAAAGGAGAGGAGGGAGGAGACGCGGGAGCGAAAGAGGAGGGAAAAAGCGAAGAAGCAGGAGGAGCUCAAGCAACUGAAGAACCUGAAGAGGAAGGAGAUUCUGGCCAAGCUGGAGAAGCUGCGGCAGGUCACGGGCAAUGAGACACUGGGCUUUGAGGAGCGGGACCUCGAGGAUGACUUCGACCCUGUGCAGCAUGACCAGCUCAUGCAGAAGUACUUCGGGGACGAAUAUUAUGGCACCACGGAGGAGGAAAAGCCGCAAUUUGAGGAAGAGGAAGGCCUUGAAGAUGACUGGAAUUGGGACACAUGGGCUGGGCCGGAGCAGGGUGGAGCGUGGAGCCAGCAGGAGCUGCACUGCGAGGACCCCGACUUCAAUAUGGAUGCCGACUAUGACCCCAGCCAGCCUCGGAAGAAGCGGCGUGAGGCCCCCGCGAUGGGCAAGAAGAAGCGAAAGUCUCCCUUUGCGGCGGCUGUGGGGCAGGAGAAGCCUGUGUUUGACCCCGGGGACAAGACGUUCGAGCAGUACCUGGAUGAGUAUUAUCGGCUGGACUAUGAGGACAUCAUCGAUGACCUGCCCUGUCGCUUCAAGUACCGCACGGUGGUGCCCUGUGACUUUGGGCUCAGCACCGAGGAGAUCCUCACUGCCGAUGACAAGGAGCUCAACCGGUGGUGCUCCCUGAAGAAGACCUGCAUGUACAGGUCGGAGCAGGAGGAGCUGCGGGACAAGAGGGCCUACAGCCAGAAGGCCCAGAACACAUGGAAAAAGAGGCAGAUCUUCAAAUCACUCUGCCCAGAGACAGAGAUGCCCACGGAAGCCACAGGGAAGCCACAGAGAGACAAAGCCAGCCCACAGGGGCAGCUGCCGGCACCUGAUGGGGCCUGCAGGAAGCAGCCCCGGCCUGAGAGCCCCCCGGCACAGGAAGAGGCGGCCCCUGUGACACCCACAGAGAAACCGGCCCCCCGGAGGCAGAGGAGGGGCAAGAAGGCUCGUCUCUUGGGCCCCACAGUAACACUCGGUGGACGUGAGUUCAGCCGCCAGAGACUGCAGGCCUUUGGCCUCAACCCCAAACGGCUGCACUUCCGCCAGCUGGGCCGGCAACGGAGGAAGCAGCUGGGGCCCAAGAGUGGCCCCUGAGCUGAAGGAAGCCUACAGGGGUCCUGGGGCUCCUUUCCUUCACUCAGGCCCCUGGGUGCCCCCACCCGCCUCUUGUUGACACAAUAGACUCUCACGUCUAACUUUGGGCAAGGGAGUUUUCCCGUCUUACAGAUGUGGAAGCUGAGGCCCACUUAAGCUUCCUGGAUGACUUGGAACCUCACCUUGAGACACACCCUGAGCCCCAUCCCUCAAAUGCUGGGCCUAGCCAUAGCCAAGUUCUAGUCAAACGGCUUUAUUAGCCCCCAGCGGCCACAGUCCUCCCGCCAACUCCCACCAGCCACUGGCGCUCUGGGACCAGAGAGGGGCUUGGGCGGUCCAGUGCAAACUACAGUACAGAGUCAGGCCCUGAGUGGGUGCCCGGGGGCCCUCCCUCCCUCCCUGCCCUGCGACGAGGGCCCAGCUGGUGGGAGGCAGGUGUGCGGGCUGUUCCUGGCUGAAUGGCCCCAGCCCGGAGGUCUCCUGGACUGGUCUCAGCUGCACUUGUCAAGGGGAGUUCAAGCUCCCACACCCAGCGUGACAUAAAUAAAAAAAUAAAUAGGGUCGCAUCUUC